Lates calcarifer (barramundi perch) is the source of this 4193-nucleotide messenger RNA. RefSeq names its product syntaxin 1A (brain) (gene stx1a). Bases 112 to 975 code for a protein of 287 amino acids. The transcript has 10 exons. The record is from RefSeq and is a predicted model, not a curated record. Gene Ontology annotation, biological process: intracellular protein transport; exocytosis; synaptic vesicle fusion to presynaptic active zone membrane. Gene Ontology annotation, molecular function: SNAP receptor activity; SNARE binding. Lineage: Eukaryota; Metazoa; Chordata; Actinopteri; Centropomidae. Gene Ontology annotation, cellular component: plasma membrane; SNARE complex; synaptic vesicle.
AUCAUCCUGUCGGUCUCCGCCCCGCUGCUCCAUCCACACCACACCACACACAUCCAGAAGACAACGGGAACUGAAGGAAUAAAGAGUGAUUUACCGGCGAAACAGGGAGCCAUGAAGGACCGCAUGCAAGAACUUAGACAUGGGAAGGAGACGACAGAGGAGGAGGAUGAAGUCGCUGUGGGGAUGGAGAAAGGCUUUAUGGAUGAAUUCUUUGAGCAGGUGGAAGAAAUCCGGGGUUUUAUCGAGUCUCUGGCGGAGAAAGUUGAAGAGGUGAAGAGGAAGCACAGCGCCAUCCUUGCCUCACCUAACCCCGAUGAGAAAACUAAGGCUGAGCUGGAGGAUCUCAUGGCAGACAUCAAGAAGUUGGCCAACAAAGUACGCUCCAAAUUAAAGAGUAUCCAGCACACCAUUGAGCAAGAGGAAGGGCAGAACAGGUCAUCAGCUGACCUGAGGAUACGUAAAACACAGCACUCCACGCUGUCCCGUAAGUUUGUCGAGGUGAUGUCAGAAUACAACACCACCCAGUCGGACUACAGGGAGCGCUGCAAGGGACGCAUUCAGAGACAGCUGGAGAUCACUGGGAGAAACACAACAAAUGAGGAGCUGGAGAGCAUGUUAGAGAGCGACAACCCAGCUAUCUUUACCUCAGGGAUUAUUAUGGACAACAUCACCCAGCAAGCUAUGAACGAGAUCGAGACACGGCACAAUGAGAUUAUCAAGCUGGAAAACAGUAUCCGAGAGCUUCAUGACAUGUUCAUGGAUAUGGCCAUGCUGGUGGAGAGCCAGGGUGGGUUGGUGAACAACAUUGAGCGGAGUGUGUUGGAGGCUCAGGAGUAUGUGGAGCGGGCAAAGGAGAGCAUCCCAAAAUGCAAAAAGUUCAAAAAGACCAGCAGACGGAAGGUGAUGCUGAUAGGAGGUUGUGUUGCAGUUUGUCUGACCGUCCUCAUUAUUUCCCUCGCAGUCGGACUCAGUUAAGACCAUAAGAAAUCCCCACAGAGAGGACAGGGUGUUGUGCCUCCUGUUAAGGCGAUGCACAUGACUGCCAAAGAAACACAAUACUAACUCUUCAUCUUUUAAAUUGUAUGGUGGGCCCUGUAAUGUACAGUCAGUAACUGCUCAUUAACUGGAACACUGGCUUACACUGCUGGUCUGAAGGCAGUCCAAUAUGUCUCUCUGCACUCAAAGAUUAUACAUUAACUUUUAGAUGCAUUUUAUUUAUAUAUGCUUUUUAUAAACUAUACAGUCAAGCACCUUGAGGAGCUGCUGAACUGUGCUUUGUGUCUGUUUGUGUGAUAAGUCACGUUCCUUUGUCAUGUGCAUGUUCUGCAGUCUGUUGAAGCAUGUUUUUCCACAAACACAAAGCUGCAGAUACAUACAAUCAAAAUAAGUGUAAGUGUGUGAUGAAUCAUUGAGAACUCUGGUAAUAUUCUUAGCAUCAAAGGAAUAGUUAGACAUUUGGGGAAAUAAGCUUAUUUGUUUUCUUUCCAUGUGUUAGAUGAAAAAAAUAGAUAAAAACUGAUAUGUGCAAACUUAAAGAUUAGUGAUUUUACAGGGGUUUAUGUGCUGGACUGUUUCUUGGCCUAGUGCAGUAACUAUACAAUACUCCAGGAUGUCACUGCACCUGGUCAAGAAAUAUUCCAUAUUACAUAAACGGAGUGCAUAACCCAAAAAAGGUUUUUAGCAUCCAGGUAUGCAUCUGCGUUGUGCAACCUAUGGCACAUUGCUUUAAUGUGCCAUAGGUUGCAAUUUCAAAGGGUUUACAGACAUUUGUAAUGAUGGUGCAAGGGGAAAAUGCUUUUUGGGCUUCAGGACACUUUUUUUGUUGCAGCACCUCAAGUGGCCACUUUGACAAAUUGGCAACAGGGCUGAGUGGCAGCACAGUAUCCAGCUCUCCUAUUAAAAAUCCCUGUAAAAACACAAAAUGUUUUCACAUGUUGUUUUUUUUUACACAGAUUAAAUAAGAUAUAAUGUGUUAAUUAGAGUGCUGUAGAGGUGCUGGUUGGCUGAUUUUGUUCUGUUUCUGUCCCCAACUUCAUUUUUAUCAUACAUUAGAGUGAUACUGAUCCUCUCAUCUAACUCUUGACUGAAAGGGAAUAAGUAUAUUACCCAAAGUGUCAAACUAUUUCUUAUGUAUAACUAUCUAUGAUACUGAUAGAGACCACAGAGUUUUAAGUGUUAGGCGCUGGCUGUUUAUGAACUCAAGAGGAGGAAUUCAUGAUAAACAGGUUUAGUUUGCUUUAAAGCCACUCUGUGGAUUUGUACAGAACAAAUGAAACAAUCCUAUUGAUCAUCUGUGCAGUCAGUUUAUAGACUGCUUUCAGCUUAUUUCAAGAGAUAGCUGUUGUAUUACUAUCUGCCACAUUACCCUGUCUGAUACUACCACCAGAUGUCACCAAAACUGAGGAUUCCUAUACUUUACACGCGGUGUCUUUUAUUGUGGCAUGCAUGAAUGUUGUUUAAUGUGCUAUGAACAAAAUGCAGGAACCAAAGAUUUAUGGUUUUAAAAAAGGAGGAUGUGGAAAUGCUUGUAAACCACACUCCACACUCAAACAUCAGAGGAUAUAUUAAAUACAAAAUGUUUUUCUCCAAACCGUAUUGAAUUCAUUUGCUUUUCUUCUAAACUGCAUUUUGUUCUGAUUAUUGUUAAUAUUGAUUAUUGUAAGACCUGUGUUAAGUGAAGUAUAAACUCAUAUUUCUAACAUGUCUUCUUCUGUUCCCCAUUUGCUGCCUUGGAUGACUGUUUCAUUUGUUCUUGUUAACACUAUUCAGAAGAAAAUUAUGAUUCUUAUAUGCUGUGUGGUUCUGGGAAUUGUCAUCGCUUCCAUCGUCGGAGGAACGCUGGGCUAAACCUCAGCCACACACUGACACUGAAAGACACACAGACACACACACACACACACACACACACACACACACACAACAGAGCAAAAACAGAGGAGAUACACAUUAUCAGUUUCCUGUUUUCAUGAAUGCAAUCUAUUACAUGUUUAGCACAAGGUGCAUUACCUACUGUACGAUACAUUUUAAACACAGUGUACAGGGCCAGAGGUGUUUUCGCAUGAGUUGCUAUUUUGUAAAUGUGUGGUGCUGCAAAAUGUUUAUCUGAGUGUUGAGUGUUGUCGAAGAUAUGAUGUUUUUAAAAGUGAAUUCUCGAAUGAAAAAGUUACUAAAUGCUAUGUAAUGCUAUACUAAUACAUUCCAACUUCCAAAUAUGACACUUAUUCAGUUGUAAUGUCUAUUUUGUGUUGUACAGGCAAAGUGACAGGCCACUAAUCUGCAGUGUUUUCAAAGCCACGUUAUCUAUAGACCUCUUUAUGUGUUUAUUUACUUUAUCCCUUCUAGUCUUCUAACUUCAUGUCUCUGAUGUCCUCUACCUCCCUUAAAAAGCCCUGCAUGGUUUAGUUCACUGUAAAAUGGUGUUUUGUAUUCUAUUGCAAAAGAGGAAAGAAGACAGCUGUACUGAUGUGGGAUAUUUUGCUCAUAGAAUCAUUACACUGCCAAACUUUUUCUAAAUAUCACCUCUUGUAGUUCACAGAACCAGUUCUACUGUAUUUAAUAUCAUCUGGCCUUACCAGUUGUGCAGCAUUUCUGCCCAUGGCUCCAGUGUUGAGUGUGAGUGAGUGCAUGCCUGCAUUAAGUAGAUGGGGACAAAGAAAUGUGCGUGUUCAUUUGUAGCUACAUGUUUGAACGUGCCGAGUGCGAGUCAUGGGAUGGCCAUAUGGGUACUUGUUAAUAGCCACCUGUGUCUUUGUUUUGUAUAAAGUGUAAACAUGAUAUAAAGCUCUCUAACACUGCCAGUAUGUUCAAAUAAGCUGUUAAAAUGGAGUCUAGUCUGAUAAUUCUGGUCUGUAAGUGACAAACCCUUGUUGUUUUAUGUCUUUUUAUAAACCCUGAGCUUUAAACAGAGCAUAUCCUUCUGUCGAGCUACUUCUCUCUUUAUUUUUAUGAAUGAACUUGAUGAGUCAGUGAAAGCGUCAGCAUGAACUCAAAGUAGCCCUGUGAAAGACUCUUAUAUCAGUUUUUUGGCGACACAUCAGACAUGCACAGACUGCAACCAUGUUACCAUGUUGCCUACUCAACUUAUUGCCUUGUGUUGUAUUGUGUUGACAUGGUUCUGUUUGUUUAAUCUGAGUUAUUUUUGUUUUUGUUUUGUUUUGCUUUGUUUUUUUCAAGUAAAGUUUGUCUGAAAAUUA